Messenger RNA from Populus euphratica (Euphrates poplar), 1045 nucleotides. It is a transcript of the gene CCMH, whose product is annotated as cytochrome c biogenesis protein family. NCBI's taxonomy places the organism in Eukaryota, Viridiplantae, Streptophyta, Magnoliopsida, Malpighiales, Salicaceae. Bases 247 to 726 code for a protein of 159 amino acids. The record is from RefSeq and is a predicted model, not a curated record. The transcript has 4 exons.
AAUCAGUUUAAAAAUGUUGUUUUAAUGGAUAAACAAGAUAGCUAAAAGCUCUUAAUUCAUUUUGAUAUUAGUUUGAUUUAAUUAAAGAUUGUUUUUGACAUUUCAAAAACAUAAAGCAUCCAAACACUUUGAGAAACAUAACCCCAUCAAGCCUGUUAAUUCUAAAUAGCCAACAUCUUUAUAUUCUCUAAUCCACUGUUCUCUGUGCGUCUCAGUUACUUUCAAGUUGGAAGAUAUUUACCUAUUAUGGGAAACGAACAAGACGAGGAGUUGAAGAAGGCCCAGGUAGUGGAUGCUCGAGCAAGGAAUAUUAGCCACAAUGUUAGGUGCACUGAAUGCGGGAGUCAGUCCAUUGAAGAUUCUCAGGCAGAUAUCGCCAUUCUCCUUAGGAAGUUGAUCCGUGAUGAGAUUCAGGCUGGGAAAAGUGACAAAGAUAUCUACAAAAAGCUCGAGGAUGAUUUUGGGGAGACAGUACUUUAUGCUCCAAAAUUUGAUAUGCAGACUGCAGCCUUGUGGCUUUCACCGCUUCUAGUUGCAGGUGUUGCUGGAGGAUUUUGGGCGUACAAGAAACACAGGCAAAAUACUAAUGUUCACAUCAUGGCUCUGGACUUAAUUAGAGGUGCUCCAUUGACCCCUAAGGAGAAGGAGACCAUGCUGGAUAUUCUUACGCCUCCUCCCCCAGGAGGAUCUACUCCAUCCUGGUGGAGAAGUUGGACUGGUCGAUAAUGAGUGUUUUUCCCCUUGAUUGUUUGCAUUUGCACUUGGCUCUGCUCUGAUGGGUAGUACCCUGGUAAGUAUGGAAGGGAUGUUGAUCAACUUGUUGAAAGGGGGUUGCCCAUGGUAAUGAGAAAGAAGUAUGAUUGUCUCCCUGAUUUUCUGUUGUAACUCCAGAAUUCAAAUUCACAAGUCUUCACGUUAGCAUGCCUACUGAUGUCUUAUUAUUCAAUUUCUUCUGUUGGAAUAUAUAUAUUUUUAUCCAUAUCAUACUAAAACUGAUCCUUUAUUUGAAAGCUAUGAAUACCAAAUUCAACAUGUUUGAAUCAAA